Messenger RNA from Peronospora belbahrii, 2409 nucleotides. The record is from the annotation of a GenBank genome assembly. NCBI's taxonomy places the organism in Eukaryota, Oomycota, Peronosporomycetes, Peronosporales, Peronosporaceae.
AUGACCGUACAAGACGUUCGUCAGGCGUUAGACGCGUUUGCAUUAGUCAACUACAUUCAUACACACUUGGGUACUUCACACGGUGCUAUUGAGUCAAUUUGUCAAUUUCAACAUGGUCAGUCGAAUCCUACAUACCUCGUGACAAUGGUUAAUUCAAAAGCUCAAUGGGUAUUACGUAAGAAACCACACGGUCAGAUUCUACCCUCAGCACACGCUGUAGAACGUGAGUAUCAAGUAUUAAAGGCUUUAGAACAUACACAAGUGCCAGUACCACGUGCUAUUCUCUUGUGUGAAGACCCUCAAGUGAUUGGCACGGUCUUUUACCUUAUGGAAUACGUGCAUGGUCGUAUAUUUCAAAAUUCAUUAUUGCCUGGUAUCAAACCAAUGUAUCGUUAUGCCAUGUACAGCUCCGUGUUGGAUGUAUUAGUAAAGUUACACGAACUUGACUACACACAAAUUGGAUUAGUGGACUUUGGUAAACCAGACAAAUAUUGUCAUCGAGUCGUGGCGCGAUGGAGUCGACAAGUGCAAAUGGGACAAAAUGUCUUUGUAGAAGAAGGAGCGAAGGUUAACCCAAAGAUGUUACAGUUGCAACACUGGCUUGAGAAAAAUGCGCAUGAUGCAGAAAAGGCGACGACAGCGACAGAUGGAAUACCUUGCAUUGUUCACGGAGAUUUUCGGAUCGACAAUAUGAUCUUUCACCCGACCGAGCCAAGGGUAAUUGCGAUUCUUGACUGGGAGUUGUGUACAAUUGGGAACCCAUUUGCUGAUUUGGCGACGCUAGCACUGGCGUAUAGAGUUCCAAAUGACAACUCAAGUACGAUCAUGCCCCCUGGACUCUCGAACGCUCCGUUAAAGAAGCUCGGCAUUCCACUGGAAAGCGACUUGGUGAUAGGAUAUUGCAGUCGUGCAAGGCGCUUCCCGGUUAGUAACCAGACAUGGAACUUUUUCAUGGGUAUGGUUGUGUACCGCUUUGCUGCAAUCUGCCACGGAGUGUACGCACGUGCGUUACUGAGCAAUGCGUCGUCUGCAAACGCUGUGUGUGCAAAAUUGACGAUGGAUCGUCUACUGGCGAUGAGUGAAGACGUCAUGAAUGCUUCAGCAGAUAUCUACCCUGAUCCGGUGCUAGAGCACAUACUGCCGUUCCCAAUUCGUCCGCACGCAUUGCAGAUCUACAAGAAAUUGCUGAAGUUUUGUCAGAAUCGCGUAUACCCCGCGGAGUAUGUAUAUCUCGACCAAAUUGCUAAGGCACGGAAUGAAGGUCGUGUUUGGAAUGUCGCACCAUCAAUCGUUGAGAAGCUCAAGGCCGAAGCAAAAGCGUUGGGGCUCUGGAACCUUUUCCUAUCUGAGUGCGUGGUGCCCGCAGUCGAUGGCAAGGGACCCGACGUCAAAUACGGCGGAGACCUGACGAAUCUUGAGUACGGACUGAUGUGCGAGGUAAUGGGUCGCUCGAUCAUGCUGGCGCCUGAGGUCUUCAACUGCUCGGCUCCUGACAGUGGCAAUAUGGAGAUCCUCUCGCGUUUCUGUACUGUGACGCAGAAGCAUCAGUGGCUUGUACCUCUACUCAAAGGCAACAUCCGGUCAUGCUUUGCUAUGACGGAAAAGCGUGUUGCUUCGUCUGAUGCCACAAAUAUCGAAACAAGUAUUGUGCGCGAUGAAGAGUGUCAAGAGUACGUGAUCAACGGACACAAGUUUUAUAUCUCCGGAGCCGGCGACCCGCGUUGCAAAAUCAUUGUGUUGAUGGGCAAGCAUCCAGAGAGAUCAAAUGAGAGCGUGUUUAAGCAGCAGUCAAUGAUCCUGGUGCCGAUGGAAACGCCCGGUGUGCACAUUGUGAAGCCCAUGCACGUUUUUGGCUACGAUGACGCACCGCACGGACACAUGGAGAUGGUAUUUAGGGAUGUGCGCGUUCCAUUCAGCAACAUUUUGCUCGGUGAAGGUCGUGGUUUUGAGAUUGCACAGGCAAGACUUGGACCGGGUCGUAUCCAUCACUGCAUGCGUACGAUCGGUGCAGCAGAGCGUUGCCUUGAGAUGAUGGUGCAUCGUGCCAAGACGCGCACAGCAUUUAAGCAGCUGCUGGCCGAAAAUUCGCUUGUGUGUUCUCAGAUUGCCAAGUCACGCUACGAACUGGACAGUGCGCGGCUUCUUACCUUACAAGCCGCACACCAGAUGGACGAGCGAGGCAACAAGGUCGCGCAGCAGGCUAUUGCCAUGAUCAAGAUUGUCGCGCCUAAUAUGGCGCUAGGUGUCUGCGACCGAGCCAUUCAGCUUCACGGCGCUGCCGGAGUGGGCCAGGACUUUAUUCUGUCGUAUUUGUAUGCAAUGCUCCGCACGCUCCGCAUUGCCGAUGGACCCGACGAGGUGCACAUGCGCACUAUCGCAAAGCUUGAGCUGAGCCACUCGAAACUGUAG